AUUGUUCCAGAGAAGCUGCACCUCUUCCUGUGAGCAGAUAUAAAGAAGCGACCGCAUGUGAGAUGUUCAGAGAGACGGAAGAGAGACGACGCUCUACCUAAACUAUUCCCAACAUAAUAAAGUAUACGUAUAUCUAUAAAGUAUCUCUCUCUACGGGACAUGGAUCACCUGCUGCUGCUGUUCAUGUUGCUGUGGAGCUCAGGACUCCAGGCUGCAGGAGAACUCUCAACAGAGCCUUACAGACUGGUGGGAGGAGAGAGUCGCUGUGCAGGGACUCUGGAGGUGAAACAUGAGGGAGAAUGGAGACCAGUGUGGGGCUAUGACUCUCCCUGGACCCUGAAGGAAGCAGGUGUUUUCUGCAAACAGCUUGACUGUGGCUCUGCUGUUUCUGUGCGAGAGAGAAAGGAGUCCUCAGAGAGACCUGUGUGGUGGAUCAGCUCUCUCUGUCUUCAGUCUGGAUCUGCUCUGAGGGAGUGUGCAGCAUCAGUUUCCUCUCCCUCCAUCGUGACUCUCACCUGCUCAGACUCUGUCAGGCUGCUGGGGGGGACCAGUCUGUGCUCAGGCAGACUGGAGGUGAAGUCUAACCAGUCUGACCCGUCCUGGUCCUCAGUGUGUGAGGCUGACUUUGACCAGCAGGAUGCUCAGGUGGUCUGCAGGCAGCUGGGCUGUGGGGCUCCUUCAGUCCUCCAGGGGGCGCUCUAUGGAGAAGGGGAGGCUCCAAUGUGGACCAAAGAGUUCCAGUGUGGAGGCCAUGAGUCUGCUCUCCUGGACUGUAGCUCAGCCUCAGAGAGAAACACCUGCUCACCUGGCACAGCUGUUAGCCUCACCUGCUCAGAGCCGGUCAGACUGGUGGGAGGAGAGAGUCGCUGUGCAGGAGACCUGGAGGUGAAACAUCUGGGAGACUGGAGACCAGUGGGGGGCUAUUACUCUCUCAAGACCCUGAAGACAGCAGGUGUUGCCUGCAGAGAGCUAGACUGUGGCUCUGCUGUUUCUGUGAGAGAGAGAGAGUCCUCAGAGAGACCUGUGUGGGGGAUGAGACCUUCCUGUGUUCAGUCUGGACCUGCUCUGAGGGAGUGUGCAGUAUCAAGUUCCUCUUCCUCCACCCUGACUCUCACCUGCUCAGACUCUGUCAGGCUGCUGGGGGGGACCAGUCUGUGCUCAGGUAGACUGGAGGUGAACUCUAACCAGUCUAACCCGUCCUGGUCCUCAGUGUGUGAGGCUGACUUUGACCAGCAGGAUGCUCAGGUGGUCUGCAGGCAGCUGGGCUGUGGGGCUCCUUCAGUCCUCCAGGGGGCGCUCUAUGGAGAAGGGGAGGCUCCAAUGUGGACCAAAGAGUUCCAGUGUGGAGGCCAUGAGUCUGCUCUCCUGGACUGUAGCUCAGCCUCAGAGAGAAACACCUGCUCACCUGGCACAGCUGUUAGCCUCACCUGCUCAGAGCCUUUCAGACUGGUGGGAGGAGAGAGUCUCUGUGCAGGAGACCUGGAGCUGAAACAUGAGGGAGAAUGGAGACCAGUGGGGGGCUAUCCCUCUCUCAGGAACCUGAAGGAAGCAGGUGUUCUCUGCAGACACCUGGACUGUGGCUCUGCUGUUUCUGUGGGAGAGAGAGAGUCCUCAGUGAGAUCUGUGUGGAAGAUCAUCUCUGCCUGUGUUCAGUCUGGACCAGCUCUGAGGGAGUGUGCAUAUUCAGCUUCCUCUAUCCACAUUGUGACUCUCACCUGCUCAGGCCACCAGGGGGCGGAGGCCGAGCCGACAGGAGGACAUUGAGCUGGAUAACCUGGGUGUUCCUGCAGAAGAGGAAGGAGCUCAGAGAGCAGAGUAGCAGCUCCAAAGACCUCCUCACGCACGCACGCAAGCACGCACGCACGCACGCACACACACAGACACACACACACACACACACCAUCCAUAUGUCUUUUCUGACUUCCUGUCAGCUCCAAGCCCAUUGGUUCCUUCUGAAGACGUAGAUCUUUAACAACAACUCACACAUUUGGUUGAAUUUGUAAAGUCAAAGCAGUCGGUGCAGUUUGAAACCAAAGACACAGCAACCCCGGCUGAAUAAUGUCAUAUAUUUAAUAAAACUAGUGAAAUCUGCAUUGCAAUACCUGAUGCCAAUGAAUCCAGAGAGAACAGGAGAAAUGUGUUACAGCGCCACCUGCUGGUGGAUUUGAGCACAUCGAGAGUUGGUGUUUUUCAUUUCUUUUUUUAUUUCAACAAGCAUUCAAAGCUCAGUUUUAUAAAACCUGAUGUUUUUCACACAAAUUAAGAGCUUCACUUUAGCGUUCCCUUGUUGUUGACAUGACUGUUUUUUGGUCUGAGAAGUUUAGCCCAAAAUGUAGCUUAACAUUAAUAUUAUAAUAUAAUUCAAAACAAAAAUUAAUACUCUCAAUGCUUCUCGUGUUUAAGGAUCAGUGUUUCCCAUACAUUGAGAAACAUUGGGUGCCCCCACAAAUAGAAUCAAAUUCUGUGGGAAACACUGAGGAUUUCAUACAUAUUAAAUCAAGAAAAAAAAAAUAUUUCACAAGAAUUACCUUUGAAGUAAUUUGUUUUAAUUGAUUGUAAUUUGGUAAACAAAAUAGUUUUUUGUAUUAAAUGAUGUCCUAUUUACUGUGCUUAGUUUUGUAAUUAAUAUUUGAGCUUAUUAUAUAUCGUUAAGGAUUUGUUUUAUUUGAGUUGUAAUUCAUUUUGAUAUGUUGUGAUUGUGAUUGUUAAGAAUUCUUAUUCUUAUUAUUGUAUUUUGCCAUUUUCCUUAAAUCCAUUUAAGACCAAGACUUUGGCUUCUGAUUUAGUAAUUAAAACAUCCUCCUAACUUACAAGUAUUCUGCCUCGUGUGGUAAUCAGCUGUUGGGCUUGCAUUUAAUAAUGAUUGCCAUGAACAUUUCAUAAGAUUCAAUCAAUUUCAUAGUUACGGAUUGUUCUCAUUGAUUAAGAAUGAUGCUUCAUUUUGUGAACAAAUAUUGAGCUUUUUGCCUUUAUCUUAUAAGUUUAUGCAUUAUGUAUUUUUGUGUUGUAUCACACGUUGUCUACUAUGUGACCAAAAAAACAAUAAAACUACUUUAAUAAUCCA
Molecule: messenger RNA, 3064 nt
Organism: Trematomus bernacchii (emerald rockcod)
Lineage: Eukaryota; Metazoa; Chordata; Actinopteri; Perciformes; Nototheniidae
Product: scavenger receptor cysteine-rich type 1 protein M130
Exons: 8
Coding region: 160-1764 (534 amino acids)
Cellular component (GO): membrane
Source: RefSeq, a predicted model, not a curated record